AUGAUUCCGAAUCGAAUACAACAACUCAACAACGUUGUUCAACGAGUCAGUGAGCCUGAAACCACCAAAGUGCCCGUAUCUAGGUGGCCGUCGCCUUUCGGAUUUCGGCCCUGUCUUCACUUAUUGGGCGUGCUUGGAGCGGUAGUCGUUAUCACAUUGAAUCUCAGCUACGCCUGGAUUGGUAAAGAGCUCACGGGAAAACCCCAAGAUGAUGGAAGGAAGUUACUCGCCCUGCAGCUUACUGCAAAGUUGCAUGAGCUACUCAUGAAUGCUUCUUUAGCGAAUAUCCUAUCCUCCAUCGUUCUUGAACAACUGGUCCUUGGAAGUGGAGUUCCCCUUGGAGCCUUGGGCACUGCGUUUCUCUUUCAUGAUAUCUCUUUUCUCUGGUCCAAGGAGUUGAUCGCUAUUUGCAUUGCAAAGUUUAAAGGCAAAGCAUAUAUCCUUCCGUUAACGAUACUUUGCACAAUACUUGCGGCUACGAUUGGUCCCUCGUCUGCGACAGUCAUGACCCCUGUUCUGACUGAAUGGCCGGCCGGGAAUAUUCGCUUUACGUUGAAUGCAACUAAAGAAGAAUUAUGGCCUUCUUUUCUUUCUGAGGCCACGAUAUCAGACAUGGAGCCCUACACAUCCGCGUCGGCACCAGGGAGUACUGAUACUACGUGGAAAUCGAUCGCUGACAAUAUGCUACGCUUUUGGGGCCAUGAAACCUUAGGAGGGGUCUUCGCAUUACCAGAAAGUGCUAAAGUUGCUGGCAAAUCUUCCGUUCGUACCCUAAAUUCUCGUUUACGUGGGCCCUUAACACUAUAUCAGCCGGAGUAUACCGCGACAACGAUCCAAACCGCUAUAACUGCAGAUGCUCUUAAUGCUCUUCGCCUGGAUUGGUUUCCUGCAAAUGCCUAUCGAUGCACUUGGGCAGGUUAUAGGCUUACUCGAGGGAUUUGUACAUACCAGGACAUUCACUGGUCGAUAAAUACUCACCAACCAGUCGUAUAUACAGCAUGCACCAGGACUUCAACAAUGACGGCAACUUCGUUUCCCACUCUGGCUCGUGGAGAGGAUGGCCCAAAAGCAGCUACGGUUAAUAUCAACUCCAACUUUGAUAAAGAUAGCGGCAAUUCUUCCGCCCUAGAAUGGAUCGACUUAGAAGGUCCUGAAUUCUCAAGGACGUCUGUCGGCGUCUUGGUUUCGACCAAUAUAUUUAGUGGUUCUCCAACUCCUGAAACGUAUGCGUGUAGUAUUGAUGCUCAAUGGGGAGAUGCCACAAUUCGGACUUCCUUCUUAGGACUUCCUUAUGCCGUCGAUGGCGAACCUCCUGAGUUUUACGAGCCAUCUAUUCACGCCAGCAGGUAUCACGGCAGGCGGAUAACAAUAUCUCCAGAAUGGGCGGCACAAACAUUUUCGUCCCUGCUUUCCAAUACUACGGGCACGAGUAUUUUCGACCAGCUCCUCAUGACAAGCGCUUUGCCAUCCCAUGCAUACAACGCAUCAAAAGUCGAAGCAGUACUAGCCAUCGCUUUAACAGAGCAAAUGGCUAGGAUCAAAUCUCGAGCCCCCAACCAAAUAAUUAGUUCUGAUGCUAAUAAGGUCCACUUUUCAGCUAAGACCGAAUCGGAUAACACAGUGCAAGCUUCAAGGCACCACAAUUUUACACUAGAGGUCACAGUCACGGGCUAUGGCUAUGGACUACGCACAGCAGGUGGAAUCUCUGUUUCAUCGACUCUAGCGAUUGUUACCCUAUUUGCAUACACUUUAGUUGUGGCUUUUCAUAUGAUGCGCCAACUUUCUUCACGGUGUUAUGUUAAUAGUUGGAACAAUUUCAUUGAUAUUGUGGUACUUGCUCUCAACUCUCCUGCAGGUGCGGACAUGAAAAAUACAAGUGCGGGUGUGAAGACUUUGGGUGUGCUGGGAUUCCUCACAAGCUUCAGAGCUCAAAAUGGUGCUGUUCAAAUGGUGAUCGGAGAGAAGCAGACAUCAAAAAACGCCCUAACGGAGAAAUUGGAAAGAGAGGUUCCAUAUCGGUAG
Messenger RNA from Exophiala aquamarina CBS 119918, 2022 nucleotides. RefSeq lists its product as uncharacterized. NCBI's taxonomy places the organism in Eukaryota, Fungi, Ascomycota, Eurotiomycetes, Chaetothyriales, Herpotrichiellaceae. The record is from RefSeq and is a predicted model, not a curated record. The transcript has a single exon. Bases 1 to 2022 code for a protein of 673 amino acids.